Messenger RNA from Contarinia nasturtii (swede midge), 7665 nucleotides. RefSeq lists its product as uncharacterized. Lineage: Eukaryota; Metazoa; Arthropoda; Insecta; Diptera; Cecidomyiidae. The record is from RefSeq and is a predicted model, not a curated record.
GAAUAAGGACAUGGAAUUCAUAAUAUAACAUCCGAAUUGGAGAUACAACUUGUAUCAUACAAGCUCUUUAGAAAGACAAGUAAAUGUUUCUAGUUGAUAUUGCUUAACUUGUAAAGAGUGUGUAUGUGCUUUUUGUGGUGAAUGUUCGAAGAGCUCAAGCACUUUUUGACGUGUCGAACGUGCCAGUUUUCUUGAUUGAGCUCUGAUUAGUCCUACUUACAAGUUGACCGGAAUCCCAAAUUUCAAAAAUAUUCGAUUUCGAAUGCGACGUGGACGAAGAAUAGUGUUCACAACUGGUGGCGAUUCGAAUGAAAUCGUAAACAAGGCUUCACCAUAGGAUCGAAACAAAGUAAUCAAAAUAAUACAAUGGCCACUCGUAAAAGUCGCCAGAACACAGAGUCUCCAACACCAUCUGGAACGGAAAGUGUGCCAACAACCCCCACAACACCAGCCACGCGUAAUACGCGCAGCAUACGCAAUAAGCAAUUGCAACAGGGCAAAGCCGAUGAAUCCAUUCAAAUAAAAAGUGAAAAAAUUGAAGAAGAAGAAGAGGCUGUGAAAGAGACAAACAAAGAAUACGAAAUGAGUACGGCAAAUGAGGAAAUAACAACGCCAAAUAACAUCAGCGACAAGGUUGAGGCAAAAGAAACGAUUGAACAAAAUGACAAAGAGAAAGAGUCAUCACCGCCGACAACACGAAAGCGUCGCAUAGCCGCUGCCAAAGAAGAAAAUGCCGGCGAAAAACCAGCAACACAAAACAAUGAAUCGAUCAGUCCGAAUACAACGGACGAUGGUAAAAUAUCACCAUCAAGAACUAAACGCUCUCGACGAAGUGCAUGCGUACCAGACACAAAACCUGAAUUAACACCAAGUGUUUUGAAUAAACGACGAAAUAGCACUGGUAAAAUUGAGAAACCGACACGCAAAUUGUCUAGUCGUAUAAAGAAACUGAAGCAAUUGAGAAAGACUCCAUUUGGCCGGGCAAUAUUGAAGAAACCCGAAAAAAUUACGGUCGCCGUUAACAAACCCAUUAAACAAUUGAUCGAAAAACAAACAGCGACAAAAGGUGGAAAAGUCGAGAAAAGUGACAGUGCAUCCGAUUCAGAAUUGAUGAAAAUGUCACGGCGUCGAUCCGAUUCAGUUUCAAAAUGCUCAGAUAUGACAGAUGCAUCCAGUUUUCAUGAAACAAAAGGUUCAGUGGAAGAUUUGCUCACACAAUCAUCCGAAACAAGUGAGGGAAAAACGGUUGUUAAAGAAGAAAUCGCUGAAAAAGAUGAAUCGGCGGAAAAUAAAGCACCGGAAAAUGAAGGGUCUGAAACGUGUACACGCAGUGUAAACGACAGCGGAAUUGGUGGUGAUAGUGAUAGUUCGCAGGCUGUUAAGGCGGACGGUGAUCAGUCAAAUGACGGUAAACGACCAUCCCGAUUUUCAUUACGAAAACGUCAAUUGAACGCACCAAGAGUGAUGAAUACACGGUCUCGUAGCGAAACACCAAGCAAAACGGCUAGUGAAAAAGACGAAGAUGAAGAGGACACCGUUUCGACAAAAGAGAUCAAAAAAGAAGCAAUCGAAUCAUCGACCGAAACUCCAUUGCAAAUUGAUACAGUGGUUAGUGAGUCAAAUGCCGAUGAAAAACUAUCGCCCGAACUGAGAGAACAAACGGACAAAGAAAAUGUGACCGAUGAUAAGAUCAAAUCAGUGAGUCCUGUUUUAGAGAGCGAAGGUGUUUCGGAAAUUAGUGUUAAGCAAUUUUAUGGUCGUGCUGAAUUCUUGGAAAAUAAUUUGGGCAUUGAAAAAGAUCCAAAAUUAGGUGAAAUUGUGCAAAUUCAAGAGAAAAUCAAAGCCGGAAAUAAAGACGCCGGCGAUGAUGAUAAAAAGGGGGAGGAGACGGAGAAAAUGGUGGUGGUUGUGGAGGAAAACACCGAAACACUCAAAGAAGACUGUGUAAAAUCAGAGAAAACAAUAGACAUUACAGAACCAAAUGAAGUCCAUGAAGUUGAUACAUCAACCGAAAGCAUGGAAAUCGAUGAAGAAGAUGAAGAGGAGGAUGGUGAUGACAAAACUGAUGGUGCUAAAUGUGAUGAUGUGAAAGAUGUGAAAGAUAUAAAGGAUAGUGUAGACUGUUUUGUUAAGCCAGCCGAUAAUAGUCGGCGUAAUAGCGCAACAAUUCUCAAUGAAAAUCUUUUAGUGUUGAACGGUGAAAUCGAGCUCACGUCAAAGAAGGAAAAGAAAGAAAUUGUUAAAAAUAUGGAUGAAGAUGUUGGUGAAGUUGUUUUAUUCAAAAUAUCGAAUGGAGUGCGUACAAAUCCGGAAAAAUUGGAAAAAGUACUGGAAAGUCAAAAACUCAAGGAAAAGGAACGAAGUAAUAGCACAGAAAGUACUGAAAACGGACUAACCAUUGAAGAGCCCAAAAUAGUGGAAAAUAAAGAAACAGAAUCGAUUGGUGAUGCGACAAAAAUGAUUGUCGAUGAAAAGAAUACAAAUAAAAUUAAAGUAAAAAGCGAUGAACCUGUUCGAUCGAAUAGCAUUGAGACCAAAGUGAUUGAAGUUGUUAGUGAUAUGAAAAAAGAUAGUUUGAUUAAACCGGCUGCCGUACGAAGUAAUUUAAGCAGCAAAGACAGUCGAUCAAGUAGUCUUGAUGAUGAAUCCCCGGAAGAACGAAAUCAAAAAGAAAACCAUUUGAAAAAUCUUGGCCUUUUAACACAUCAAGCGGCGGAAGAGGCAACGAUUGAGAAGCAAAAACAACGCGAAAAAUUGAAAGAGAAGAACAAAGGUAAGAAAAAUUCCGAAUACACGGGAACAUUGAAAACGGUAAUUAAAUUGCAUCGCGGCAAUAAUGACAAGAAAAAAGGCAAUCAAGCGAUUAAAUUGACUCUGCACAAGAGUAAAUCUAAAAAUGGUUCUGACAAAAGUGACUCACACUCAAACGCCAAUUCCGAAGAGGAUACCUAUUACACCAUUCAACAACAAGACAUUGAUGGCAUUGAUCAAGAAGCUGACGAAGCUGCAGCUAAAGAACACGAGAAACUUUUGGUCAUCCCCGAAAAAGCAUCAUCAUUCCGAUAUCAUCCAGAGAAAAUUUGCGAGGAUCAAUGUUUCUAUUGUGGUGGCAAAUUUGGAUUAUUCGACACACCUUGUCACAUUGCUCAAAUCAAAUCGGCCGAACGACAAAAGAAAAUAUUGGAAUAUGAGGAGAAAUUGACGGUAGACAGUUGCUUGUGCGAUGCUUGUUUCCGACAUGUCGAUCGUCGUGCAAAUUGUCCAUCAUAUAAGAAACGUCUCUCAGAGCCAACGAAAACCAAUGACACAACCGCAACGGGUCACGAUGCCCAAGAAAAAGACUCUGAUGGUCUAUUGUUCCAAAGCAAUCGAGAAAUAACAUUCUGUCAAGUUCACGAUUGUAGAGAUCAGGCAUCGUAUUCAGUGUGUCGCAAAUGGGCAUUGAAAGUUCGCAAAACACUCAGUAAACAUAUUCAAUUCAACUUUGACAACACAAAUUCAAUAGCAUUUUUGCCAAUAUGUGAUAAACACUAUGAAGAAAUUAAUCAUCUCAUGGUUUGCAUUCUAUGUAAUCGUCGUCUCAAGCGUAACCAUUGCUAUUUCCUCUCACAGGAUGCAAACAAAGUUGAAUCACUCGUCGCGAACGAAGGAAUUCAACUGACAGUUGGAACCACAUCAGUUGCAUGCAAACUUUGCCGAUACUAUGUGAAUGCGUUGAUGCGACCACAGGAAGCAAAGAAAGUGGAAUUUGCACGGGAAUAUAGAAAACGAUUCUUCGAGCAUCAAGGAAAGGUUGAUAUGGUUGAAGAAGAUUCGGAAGAUAGUGCAAAUCAUGAGCCGUCUUCAAAACGAUCAAAACGAAAUCGAAAAUCAUUGAAUGAUCAUUCGGAUUCAUCCAAAUUAUCACGAUCAAAUGAUGUAUCAAUGGACUCAAAUCAAGAUUCAGCAUUAAAUACGCGAACGCGUCAAAAGAGCAAACAACUUUCACAGCAACAAUUAUUGGAGGAACAACAACGUGUCGAAAAGCGUGUUCAACAAGAGCAACUUAAAUUGAAGCAACAAGAACUAUUGCAACAACAAAAAUUGCAAGAAGAAUUACGCCAACAGCAGUUACGUUCAAGCAACGAAGACAUAUCGAAUUUGCGAACAAAUCCAAACAUAUCGAUGCGUGAACUAUUCCCGGGCGAAGAAGAAAUGGGUUUGCAUGUGAAUUUACCAUUUGCAAAUAGUUGGCGAACGCCAGACGGCUGGACAAAAGUCACAUCGACCGUUCAAUAUGAUGAACCAACUCGAAAAUUAUGGGAAGAACUGCAAAAACCAUACGGAAAUCAAUCGAGCUUUUUGCGUCAUUUGCUUUUAUUGGAAAAAUAUUUCCGAAAUGGUGAUUUAUUGCUAACACAAAAUACAAAUCCAAAUGCACUAAAUUAUGUUGAAUCGGUUCAGCAUCGUCUUCAAGCUUAUGACAAUAUUCCAUCACGUCCAAUUAGCAUUACACAGAUUCUGCCACAAAACACAUCGAUUGCCGUCGAUCUGGCGAAUGCAAAAUCAGUGACAACCGCCAAUAAAGCGGUGACCAUUUCUAAAGUGAACGCCCCAUCAAAACAGCCGGCUUUGAGCAUAACUGCCAGUCCAAAGUCAAACACAAGUGAUAAUACAUCGAACAGUUUGCUAAAAUCGAAUGCAACAUCGGUGCCAAAAACAAGAAGUUACACAGUGACAACUGAACCGAUAAAUGGCGAAAAAACCGAAUCGAAAGGCAACAAUUCAACAACGAAUACAAACACACCAAAGAACAAAAAUCCCGGUUUGCCACCAGAAUUGAUUUGCAUUACAACACCAUCUGAGAAACAGCAUGCAUCCGCCGUUCCACCUCCAUCGUAUGCACUUCAAAUGCAAUUAACACUCGCCCAACAAAUUCAACAGCAACAUCAAAACUCAUUGCUACUACCGCAGCACACCAAACAGAUAUUGCAGAAUAUGGUACCGUCGACCAUGUCGGGCACGAAUGUUGUAGGUCACACUAGUUCACCGCCCAAAAAAACAACAUCGAACAACAAUACAUCGACUGGCAACAGUACAAGUUUAAAUAAAUCGCCAAAUAGCAAUAAACACAAUACAUCGACUGGCAAAGGAAGUGUGAUUCACUUACCGGAGGUAUUAAGCGAUAUUGAACGUCGCGAAAGCAAAAAUUGGCGACCAACAUUGAUGGCAAUCACACCGGAAAAUAAAAACAGCAGCGAUGGUCAAUUGUAUCAAACGGCUGAUGGUCGAAAGCUACCUUAUUUGGUUCAAGUUCAAUCGCAAGGAAAACCAUAUAUGAUUUCCAUUCACGACUAUAAUCGAUUGUGUAUUUUGCGACGCGAACGCUUGCUCAAAGAUCAAACGGAGCUACUGAAAAAUAAGAGUGGCACCACUGCAACACAGACUACUUCAUCUGCAUCUCAAAAGACAACGGCCACAAGUGCCAAUAAAAAAACGGUGAUUGAUGUAGAUAAAUUGCCAAAGCAAACAAACAACUCAAAUAAUGGUCAAAUUACAAACAAAGUUCAAGUUCCAAAUAAAAUACUUGAACAAAACUCAUUGUUUCCAAUCAAUAAUAAGUCCAACGAGAAUUCAUCGGAUUCACUAUUGAGAUUCCGACUUCCAAUCAAGAACAAAUCAUCGCUAUUGAAAUCGAAUGCAAUUCAUCCAAAAGCAUCAGUUGCGUCGCAACAUUUACCACCAAAUGUAACAGCCACCGUUGUCGCAUCAAAUUCACAUGCGAAAAUGCCCAUUUCCCUGCCAAAUGCAUUGUCACAAUCGAAUGUUGUUUCGAUCACAUCGACACCAUCAAUAUCGGCUCUUCUAGGUAUGGCGCAAGCAUCAACUCCGCCGCCAAUUCAAUUGAUUCCAAAUCAACCGCCACCAAUCACAAUCACCAACGUUUCAACCGGAAAUUCAAAUAGCUCGCUAAGUCAAUCGAAUGUUUCAUCGCUUGAAGCUCUGUUCCGUACAACAAAUCAAGUUACAACGACGCCAGGACACAUGUUCGCAUGGGCCGAACAACUUAAUAAAAGCAACAGCAUCACACCCAUCGAUAAUUCUGCAUCAUCAAUCCUAUCCAAAAUUCCGAAAUCAUUAACCGUCAUACCGCAGCAAAAGCAACUCUCCAAAGGAGUUGAUGAAUUAUAAAAUAACACGAGUAUUCUAAUGCAUUUUGCAUAAUUACGGUCUCUCGAAUUUUAUACACAAAAAUUAAAUGAAAAGCAAAAGUAAAAAAAACCUACAACUUACUACGUAUACAAUUGGAAUUUUAGUGCCUAAAUAAGUGUACACGAAAUCAUAAUUAUAUCCAAGACGAUUGUGAUGGUUUCCAAAGCAUAAUGCCCGAUAACAAAACGUAUUUUUUUCGGAUUCUUCUUCGUGAAUUGUACAAAACGAGAAGUGAAAAAAAUAUACAUAUAAUCAAGUGGAACAUUUAUUUUUGUACAUAAAUUAUUGGCACUAGCCGUUAAGGAUUUUAUACUUAAAAUAUAAGCGACACUUGACUAUUAGGCAUUAAACAAUUCCACAAACACAUAUACACACACUCUACCCAUUUUUACACAAACCAAUUAAGUUCGCAAGUAAAAUUUAAAAAUGUUACAUUUGAUGAUAUAAAAAAAAAUUAGGUAUAUUUUUCACAUGUUCAUUCAAAAAUAUUUAUAUCUAUAUCAAAAUACAAAAUUCACAAAACAAAAAAAAAUCAUCAAAAUUUACAAACUAAGCAAAAAAAAAUAUUAUUUUUUUGAAAUAAUCAAAACAAACUCAACUUAUUUGUAAGUGAAACUCUUUCACCAUUUGAAUAAAAUUGUUAUCGAAAUGAAAUUGCGAAUGAAGCAAACAAUUAUCUUAGGUUUUUUCUUCUAGAUAUAGAUUAUCUAAGUAUUCUAUAAUAUUAAAAAAAAACUUUACCCCAGCUCAACAUAUUCAUUUCAAAGAAUAAAAACAAACAAACAAAAACAUCAGCCCAAACAUUUUACCAUUCAUAAUUUCCUUCUAAAUUAAUAUAUUUAAUAAAAUGUAGAAUAUGUUUGCACUGAAUUUGCCGCAGUGUUCGAAAUCACAUAAAUAUACGCAUACACCGCCAAGGCAAUAGAAGAAGACUUAAGUUAAUAACUUCAUUAUCACAUUUUCAUUUCAUACGCCGUGCGUUCACUUCACUUGUUUUUGUCGCGCUAUUCCUUAAAAUAAAAACAAAAAAAAAACAAAAAUUGUUCAAAAAUGUUCAUAGAUUAAGCGACUUAAAGCGAGUGCCUUUCAUGCCUGAAACAUUGAAACAUUUUGUGAGACUUAUGAUCAUUAAAAUUUGAAAAUAGAUUUUGAAUGAAUUGGCCGAAUUUCAAUGGAAAUUAGAAUGUUUAUUAAAAUUCGGCAAAUCAAAAGAGAUAAAAAAACGGCUAUCGAUUGCCUACGAAUCACAGCAUUUUAAUGAAUGGAGUUCAAUUUGUAACAAUAAGUAAAGGAAAGCAUUCAAUAACAAACAAAAAUAUAUGAAUCUUAUACAAAUUCACUAUUAGAUGCAUAGAACAGGUAUUUUUAUAAAAAUCCACUUUUCAAAACAUUAUUUAUAAGACAAAACUUGUAUAUUUAUAUCACGACAUUUAUGUCGUUUUGAAAUAAACGAAACGAGCAUUGAAAAUUCAA